Molecule: messenger RNA, 543 nt
Organism: Sparassis crispa
Lineage: Eukaryota; Fungi; Basidiomycota; Agaricomycetes; Polyporales; Sparassidaceae
Exons: 2
Coding region: 1-543 (180 amino acids)
Source: RefSeq, a predicted model, not a curated record
AUGCCAACCGCCACCUCUGCGAUCCAAGUUCCCGUUCAAGCCGUUCUCGUUUCUCUUUCCUCGUUCUACGAAACACACCACAUCACCAAGUCCGCCACCUUCCCGCCGCACGCGCUCUCCCUCACCUGGCAGGAGCUCCGCGAGACGGAGUUCUUCCGUUCCAAUUCCCUCGAUCCCCCCUGCUUCCAACCCCCGCGGGGAGCUCAUCUUCUCCUCUCGGGUCGACCGUUCCUUCCGCGAGUCGUACGACCGCUACCGCGCAGCGUUCGAGAGGAGAAGGGAGGAGAGGGAGCGCGCGGCGUACGUGAGCAGGUGGUACGGCUGGCUGCACCUGAAGAUGCCGUGGAUGAAGAAACCUGCGGUGCCGCUGGCGAUCUCGCCCGGUACUGCUACUCCAGUCGGCGGGGCGACGCACGCAGUCUCGAGGUCGGGGUCGGGGUCGUGGAGAGGACGCGGGAUGGGAAGCACUCCGUCGUCGUCACGUCGUUCGACGCCUUUGCAGGAGAAGUCACCGCGCAGUUCCCCUACAGGAAGCGAAUCUAG